This is a messenger RNA of Nakaseomyces glabratus, 1869 nucleotides long. RefSeq names its product protein kinase TDA1 (gene TDA1). Gene Ontology annotation, biological process: cellular response to oxidative stress; protein phosphorylation. Lineage: Eukaryota; Fungi; Ascomycota; Saccharomycetes; Saccharomycetales; Saccharomycetaceae. Gene Ontology annotation, molecular function: ATP binding; calcium/calmodulin-dependent protein kinase activity; calmodulin binding. The record is from RefSeq and is a predicted model, not a curated record.
AUGAUCAUGGAUAAUGACGUUGUGCUCGAAGACGCCAUGGGGGGAUAUUCCUCAGACUAUGGUUCUUUCUUGAAGAACUCGAAGAUGAGGUCAGAUUCUGACAGCGAACAAGAGAAGGCACUACAGUGUAAGUAUGUGAUACGUAAAGAUGACGACCCACUGGGCGAUGGCCACUUCAGUGUAGUCAAGGAGUGUAUGAACAUGCACACCAAGGACCUGUAUGCGAUGAAGCUAAUCGACAAGUCCAUCGUUCAGGACAAACUAAAGUUAAUCCAACGUGAGUUUGAGUUACUAAAGUAUAUAAGCGAGACUAUUCGUACACUAGAGUUAUCUUCGACAUCGUCCCUAAUGAACGCACAAAAUGGGAGCAACUGCUCCCAUUUCGAUGGCCAUCACCACAUUUUACAACUGUUUGAUUUCUUCGAAACUUCAAAGAAUAUCGUUCUAAUUACACAACUAUGCCAAAAGGAUGAUCUCUAUGAUACUAUUAUUAAAAACCAGAAAUUGGACUUAGAAACACAGGUUAAACCAUACACAGCGUGCUUAAUCAGUGCACUAGAAUUUUUGCACUCAAACGGUAUUGUUCAUAGAGACAUUAAGGCGGAAAAUGUAUUGUUUAGAUUAAAACAUCAGAUUAACCCUAACGAGACCGCAGAAAACGCAACUUAUGACUUGGCAGCUCAUGAUUUAAUCCUAGCAGAUUUUGGCUUAGCUACAAGAGUAAAUGUUGAGAGUACUACCACAUUAAGAGAAUACGUGGGCACUGUAUCUUAUAUCUCACCGGAAAUUGUGGCAUGUAAAGGUGUAAGCUCAAUAGACAAUACCAAGGAAAUUGAAAAGAUCCCUAAGUAUGGAACUCCAGUUGACAUAUGGGCAUUGGGUGUUCUAACUUACUUUAUGGCCUUGGGUUACACACCAUUUGAUUGUGAAACAGAUGAAGAGACUAUAGAUUGUAUCUCCAAGGUGGAUUAUUAUAUCGAUGAGGAUGAUGAGAAAAAUCCAAAAUAUUCAACAUUCUGGGAUUUUCUACAGCAAUGCUUUGAGAAGGAUCAGAAUAGCAGACCUACCGCUAAAGACUUAAAGACACAUCCUUUCAUAAAAGAUUACUUCAAGACAACUACACCAUCUGCAUCUUAUAGUUUUCUGGACAGGAGAAAGGCUUUGAAAAGAAAUCAUUCAACAAAUUCAUUCCAUAAUUUGAGAACCCCUCUAAGGAAGAAUUCAUCAGCAGCCUCUUCUAUAUCAUCAUCCUCUGCUGUAAUUCCUUCGCCACAUAUGUCGCUUUUGAGCGGAUCCAUGGCGACAUCUAAGUCUUCUCGGACUGAUCUUAGAACCUUGAAAAGAAGUGGUCAUUCCAGUCACUCAAAUUUGCAACAACUGUCAGGAUCAUCAAGAGAAAAGAGUCUGAAAAACAUUAAGGAUACUUUACAGAGAACAUUAUCAAUGACAUCCUUAAAGCCUAAUAGUUCUACGAAUCUUCUAGCUGCGACAACCUCUCCUUCGAAGCAGAAAUCAAUAAUAAAGAAGAAUUCAACAUUUGUUCUAGAUCCAAGACCACCGUUGGGGUCACUGAUGAAUGGUUGUUUUAGUACUACACCCGAAUCCAAAUCAAAUUUUAGCACACCUCAGGUGCUAUCAAGACAAAAUUCUGCAUCUAGUCUAAAUAACCAAACAAAAAGGGUAACAAGAGUGACUAGUGCUGGCAGUAGCUCAACUCAUACCAACGAAAGUGGUAUUAUUAUGAACGUUAAGCCCUCUAUUCUUCAUUCGACUAGUACACCUGAUGUUAGACCAGAAGAAAAGAAGCUAAUGAAUGUUGAUGACGAUGAUGAUGACGAUAAUGAUGAUGAUAUGGGUAUUGUUAUAUGA